Molecule: messenger RNA, 2248 nt
Organism: Helicoverpa zea (corn earworm)
Lineage: Eukaryota; Metazoa; Arthropoda; Insecta; Lepidoptera; Noctuidae
Gene: tsl
Product: torso-like protein
Exons: 7
Coding region: 371-1396 (341 amino acids)
Source: RefSeq, a predicted model, not a curated record
UCACCCGCCAGUAGUCACUGACUCGCCAUAGAAUCACACGCAUUGCCGAGUGCACUCUAAAAAUACCGCCGCGAACCCGGCAUGUUAAAACGAACAAAAUAAACCAGACUUUUCAAUGACAAUAAGUAUGAAAAUCCAAAAGUGACUGAACCAAAACAAUUUUAAAAUAUCAAGUCAGUUAGUUCUUUUCUUUUUUGAUUUUCAAGUUAGUAUUAUAGUGAAUUCGCGGUAUUCUUGCUGUGUCCUAUUGUUUUGUGAAUGAACCAAUGUUGUACCUAUGAAAGGAUGUUAUCAUUACUGCACAUGGUACUAGGAAAUUGUAUUUUCUAAAUUUCAUGGGAUUUAAGAGCUGGUGUUCAGUUCGUGUGUGAUGGUGCGCAUGCUCUCAGUGCUGCUGCUGGCGGUAGCACUGUGCGGCGCCGCCACCACACUCGACUCCGAGCUCGGGCUUGGCAAGGCGAUCAAUAUAUUUAUGAGGUAUGGCUACCUCAGCAUCUGCAUGCGGGUGGUGCCCCGGAACGACACCGAAGGCUGGGUCUUCCGAGAGCCAACAGUCUCCGUCUUCCGCGAGGUGGAACAGUUCUCCAUCGCCCCGACUCCCCGGCACGCGAAGACACUGUUCGACGGAGACUUCCAUAUGGAGUUCUGCGAUAACCUGAAGCAGCUGCUACAGGCUUACUUUAGGGAUUUUACUUUUGAAAGACUGGAGCGACCCUGGCGCGCGUUCACCGCCGGCUGGCCGACGGACAUCAUGGCGCGGAACCUCGGCAUCAACUCCUCCUUCAUCAAUGGAGACCACUGCUACGUGCUCGUCAGGGUUUCCAGAUUCCGCGAGACAGCGAAACUAAGCGAUCUUCCCGGGAACAUAGCGGUAGAGGACGUAGUAUACGAUGCGAUCCAGGAGGCGGCGAUAGGCGACACGGCGUCCAUAGCCGACUUCAUCAGAAAGUAUGGCUCGCACUACAUCGCGUCCUAUAUCACUGGGAACUCGCUGUAUCAGGUAUUUGUGUUCUCUCGCGGCGUGUACUCCCGUAUCAAGGAGCGCGUGAAGUCUCGUGGUAUCUCUGACAUACCUGUGGCAGAGAUGAACAACUUCUUCUCGCCGCUCUUCGCCGAACACGUGGGCGCUGUCAAGGUGGCCAGUGGCAACAAAACAGUGGAAAACUGGGCGACCAAACGCCUAAGGGUCCAUUACUACAUUUUCUCCUACCCAAGUUUACUAAAGUUACACGGAGAACCAUCGCUCCUAAGAAGUCUAGACACGUUACUAGGAAAUGAAGCCUUAUUGCAAUUAGAAUUAAAAACAUUAUCCCCUGCAUUCAAAGACGUGAAGAAAAAGAAAUGGUUCGAAGAAGUCAUAGACAAUUAUUUAAAACUUUGGGAGAGUAACAUGUGACGUAGUUUAGUUAAUAGUCUAAUAGUUAUUUUGUGACGUAACUUAAAACAAGAUCUAUUAAGUUGCAGAAUACUAACAUUAGCCGGUCUUUGUUCACAAUUUAAGAUACGGCCUAAGUUAGAAUUAUCACAUUGAAACAAUGCAUAAAAGUGGCUUGUAGCAACUUUUUGAAUACAACGAACAUAUUUAUUUUAUUGUGGAUUUUGAAUAAAAAAUAUAGUUAGUAAGUACAAUAAAAUGGAAAUGAAUCUAUGACAGAGUGACUAAUUAAUGUUUUAAAUAUAAAUUGUAGUGGAAAUAACAAAAUAAUGAUUAAUGAGUGAAAUGAAUCUAGAUACGAAUGAUUUUGCAUCGGUAGUUAUAUUUUUGUACAUACCUAAAUAGUUCAUUUUUUAAUUACAAAGUGCCUUAUAUUCUUCAAAAAUUGAUUGUUAUUUAUCAUGGCAAUUCAUUUAACACUUUUUUAAUUUUAAUAUUCCACUUGCGCCAGAAGUCAAAAAACAUAUCCUUAUUAUAAUCACAUUUUGAGACACAUAGUGUGUGCAUUUAUUAAGUCGCUAGUACACAAAACGUCCGACAGAGGCGCUGCUGUCGAAUCAACUUCUCAACAUUUUAUGCUCUUAUUGAAAUCAUCAGAAAAGACUUGAAUUGAAUUCUGUCCAUUAUGAUAUUAAGCUUAAUUUUAAAUGACAAUAAAAUAUAGUUGUAAUGUGCAAUAAUGGGUGUCGCCAAAAGCGGGAUCAAACACUAUAUGCAUUUAGUUUCGAAUAAGUAGUUAAUUUAUAAGUUAAGAACAUUAAGGUGGUGUAAAUAUUCUUAUUUUGAUAAAAAUAAAGUUAUUUUGUGACUGAA